AUGUACGCUAACGACAUAACUCGACCCACCAUGACCGAGAUGAAACGCGAGUCUAAGAGCUUUGAAGCAAUCCAACAAGGGAUGGUCUUUGUAGUUCUCAGCUCUUUUGGAUAUUCCUUUGAACUGAAGCGCCCCGAGCGAAUGGCUGAGAAGACGUUCCAGUACCUUACGAUCCUUGAGGUAUUCAAAGAUGGUGUCCCACUUAACUUUGGCACUGCGAUUGAUGACUUCUGCCAAAAGCAAUAUGAAAUGGAAUUCGACCCAAAAAUGUCGAAAGGGACUUUAAAGAUAGUCAAGAGAAGAAAAGACUUAAACAGAACAGCUCUUUCAUUCUCUUGGAUGUUGCAGUACUGUGAACAAAGCGGUGUCUUGGUAAAUAAAAGAAAGACUAAAUUGGCUAAGAAGACAGUCCAACUCGAAAAGGUGACUUCUAUCACUUUCCCAAGCAAGAACUUACUCUUCGAGAAGAGUCAAAUCGAUGAGAUCGGUACAGCCGCUCAUAAACACUUGUGCUCACUUUUCAAUAAAAAGGAGAAGAGUCUGGUCGUCCCAGCUUACUAUCCUUUCUUCCUCGACUUACUCGAAAAGGGACAAAACCUCUCAACCUCGUUAAACAACAUUAACACAACGGUGAAGUCCGAAAACACACAAAACGAUGUACAAACAUCACCAGAAAUUGUGGAAGAACUCGCCUUUACUAACCCACAAGAGGUCUUUGCAUCAUUCCCUCUCGAUUUUGCCCCAGUCGACGGGUUCAUUGUACAGCAACCAACUUACGGAUUUUAUUAUUAA
Entamoeba invadens IP1 is the source of this 792-nucleotide messenger RNA. RefSeq lists its product as hypothetical. NCBI's taxonomy places the organism in Eukaryota, Evosea, Mastigamoebida, Endamoebidae. The transcript has a single exon. The record is from RefSeq and is a predicted model, not a curated record. The coding region runs from base 1 to 792 and encodes 263 amino acids.